Pseudoliparis swirei is the source of this 1337-nucleotide messenger RNA. RefSeq names its product nuclear receptor subfamily 0, group B, member 1 (gene nr0b1). NCBI's taxonomy places the organism in Eukaryota, Metazoa, Chordata, Actinopteri, Perciformes, Liparidae. Gene Ontology annotation, molecular function: transcription factor binding; transcription corepressor activity. The record is from RefSeq and is a predicted model, not a curated record. The transcript has 2 exons. Gene Ontology annotation, biological process: negative regulation of transcription by RNA polymerase II. The coding region runs from base 222 to 1076 and encodes 284 amino acids. Gene Ontology annotation, cellular component: cytoplasm; nucleus.
ACCAGAAAGAAGAGGAGGUGCAGAAAGAGGAGGUGCCUGAGCUCGGGAAGGCGGACUACGCAGAGUGUGAACUGGCUGUCAACACGCGGGGACAGACAGGAGCUAAUAUAAACGUGCUCGAGGCUACCGGGUCCAAGGAGACAGCGCUGCUCCUGCCACUGACCGGCGGCGCUUCAGAGAGACGGCGGGACGCGCGGAGCUCCGGCCCAUGUAGAGCGGCCAUGGCCGCGCUGGAGGGCUGCCGCUGCCGGAGUGCCGGCGGGCGAAACAACAGCAUCCUCUACAGCAUCUUGAAGAGCGACAGCCUCGCGAGCGCCGAGCAGCAACAUCAACAUCCCCAACAACAGACAUUGCAACACUUGCUGCGCAAGACCGCCGCCGUCGCCGCCGCUUCGCCGCAGGCUUGUUCGUGCGGCGCGACGCGGCGCCGCGGCAUCCUGCGCUCCCCGCAGGUGACGUGCAAAGCCGCCUCGGCGGUUCUGGUGAAGACGCUGCGCUUCGUGAAGAACGUGCCCUGUUUCCGCGAGCUGCCGGAGGACGACCAGCUGACGUUGAUCCGGAGCUGCUGGGCUCCCCUGCUCGUGUUGGGUCUCGCGCAAGACCGGGUGGACUUUGACACCACGGAAACCGUGGAGCCCAGCAUGCUGCAGCGCAUCCUCACGGGUCUACCGGACCGGCAGAGCGACGUGCUGCCGGCCGGCCCGAGCAGGGGGGCAGCCGGGGUCUCCGUCGUGGAUAUCGAUGCCCUCAAAGCCUUCCUGACGAAGUGCUGGAGUGUAGACAUCAGUACGAAGGAGUACGCGUACCUGAAAGGAGCCGUGCUGUUCAACCCAGACGUGGAGGGUCUGCGCUGCCUCCACUACAUCCGGUCCCUGCGGCGCGAGGCGCACCAGGCUCUGAACGAGCACGUGCGGCUGAUCCACCGCGAGGACACCACGCGCUUCGCCAAACUGCUCGUCGCUCUGUCCAUGCUGCGGGCCAUCAGCGCGCCGGUGGUCGCGCAGCUCUUCUUCAGACCCGUUAUAGGGACCGUGAGCAUCGAGGAGGUGCUCAUGGAGAUGUUCUACGGGAAGUAGAACGACUCAGAUGGACUAGCAGACGGAGAAGGAUAUUUAGGGACUUAAUUUGUAACUACUGUUUGUCGGAGAUCUUCAAGGACUGUGAACCGACCCAAUCAGACACGCCCCCGCUUGUGCGCGCGAGAAAGAACGGAAAACAGUGUUCAAGGCAAGAUAUGCUAUAUUAGAGGAAAAAAAUACAAAGCAGCUGCUGGAAUUCAUAACUUAAUUGUUUUUAUACAAACUAUUUUUCUAUAAUAAAAAAAACUUCGAACUUUU